Opisthorchis viverrini is the source of this 585-nucleotide messenger RNA. RefSeq lists its product as hypothetical. The record is from RefSeq and is a predicted model, not a curated record. The transcript is spliced from 4 exons. The coding region runs from base 1 to 585 and encodes 194 amino acids. Lineage: Eukaryota; Metazoa; Platyhelminthes; Trematoda; Opisthorchiida; Opisthorchiidae.
AUGAAAGGAAACGACAUGGACACUGCAUUUUGUCGUGGCAUCUCUGAUGGUUUCUGGUACGAGUACGAUGACAGCGCAGUAACUCGAAUUCCCGAAUCACGUAUUCAAGCAAGAUCCCUCAAGAAAACCCUACUACCAGCUGCUUUACGGGCCAGACUUUUGAGUCAGAAGCAACAGGCAAGGCCCAUGAACACAACCAUCCCUCCUCCCACUGUCACACACUUGAGUCAAAUGCUCAAGGUCGCCAUCGAUGAGAUCACGAAAGACUCACAUUCGGCCUCUAAUGAGUAUGCAGUACAAAUCGCCCCAAGAUGUUUGCUCACAGAUAUCCAGUACGCAAACAACAUAUCCCUUCAAGGAUUUGAUGGCAUGAGCGGUGAACAAUCGCCGGAAAUGUGUGGACACGGUGCCUCCAUAUCCCAAAGGAUUAGUCCUGUUCAUGAAAUUGUCGUCCAGUCCACGGAGAAAGAAAGUGGCCAAAGCGCGAGUGUGUGCGAGAGACUGCAACACGGCAUUCAUAUAGCAAGUGUUGCCAAGAUUUCGCAAACCGGUGGGUCGGAGAUGACAAGAGGGAAACUGGGGUAG